Lodderomyces theae is the source of this 1548-nucleotide messenger RNA. RefSeq names its product Pin4p (gene PIN4). Gene Ontology annotation, cellular component: SAGA complex. Lineage: Eukaryota; Fungi; Ascomycota; Pichiomycetes; Serinales; Debaryomycetaceae. The transcript has a single exon. The record is from RefSeq and is a predicted model, not a curated record. Gene Ontology annotation, molecular function: RNA binding; transcription coregulator activity. Gene Ontology annotation, biological process: regulation of transcription by RNA polymerase II. The coding region runs from base 1 to 1548 and encodes 515 amino acids.
AUGGAUUUUAGAGCUUUAUCUACCCAUCAAAUCGACAACGUGGUACAGCGUCGUCCUUCCUUAUCUUCGCUAUCUUCUGCUUCGGGUUAUUCUUCAUCUUCAACGCCUUUCAAUACAAAGAGUUAUACCCCAAACACUCUUAUGAACAAAGACAUACAAAGUUCCUGGCUUAACCAGCCUAGCUCCACUUCGAUAGGCCCAUGGGUAGAACAGCAACAGAAGCAAACCCUUGACGAUUUGGACAAGUCCUUGGAGAAGCCAAUUAAUGACGAGACGAAACCUAACGAUAAUGACGCUCACGAAAACAAUGACCACACAACCGAUGAUGAUGAACUAAUCCCCACUGCAAUAGUAAUUAAAAAUAUUCCAUUUGCUAUCAAAAAAGAACAGUUGUUGGAAGUUAUGACCAAACUUAAUUUGCCCUUGCCUUAUGCAUUUAAUUACCAUUUUGAUAAUGGGGUGUUUAGAGGUUUGGCCUUUGCCAAUUUCACCUCAACUGAUGAGACAUCACUUGUUGUGAAUCAACUUAAUGGAAGAGAAAUUGGUGGGAGAAAGUUGAGAGUCGAGUACAAGAAAAUGUUGCCUGCUCAAGAACGAGAAAGGAUUGAACGUGAAAAGAGGGAAAAAAGAGGGCAAUUGGAAGAACAGCACAGAUCAGCAUCCAAUGCAUCUUUGGCAUCGUUGGUAUCGCAAGCUUCGACAACUGCGGCAACAAAAAAUCUUAGUGUUGCUGGUACAUCAACUUCACAAGAAAGAAUUUUAUUGAAUUUACCAUUUGGGUGUUCACUGUUUACACCACCCGAACUCAACUUUAAUGACCCGGAAAUUUUAGAACUAUACACUCAGUUGGUGCUUUAUCGCGAUGACGUUUCGAAAACGGUUUUUGAAUUGGCAAUAUCACCAUUAAACUUGAAUAUUACACAACGCAAAAUAAUUUCAUAUAUCUGCAACUAUUUAAAUUUAUUGGAACUUUUUGACAACGGCAUGAUCAUUAUUAGAAGAAAACCGGGACACAUUUCCAUUGCUCCUGGACAAACACGUCAACAACCACUUCAUUCAACCUCUAUGAUGAACCUUAAUCAAUUGGCAAACCCUCCUGAGUUGUUACGUUCUCAUUCUCAAUCAGCAAUACCGAUGCCCAGAUUGAGACAGCAAACAUCGACUCCUACUCAGCAACAACAACAACAACAACAGCAGCAGCAACAACAACAGCAACAACAACCUCAGGUUGUCCCUUAUCAUCAAAGACCUUAUACACAGCAUAGUUUUUACCAACAACCUCAACCACCACCACCACAAUUGGCUCAAAACGUGUCAGCUGGAAGCUCUGCCGCUGCAUUGUUGAGAACAAGUAAUAACAGAUCGUAUGUUGACGUGCGAUCUACGCCACCAUUGGCACAAUUGGAAAGUAAUCCCAUACCUCAACAACAACAUCAUCAACAGCAGCAGCAUUUUUUCCAACCUGGUGCGACGACAAACACCAGUAAUACACCCUCGCAGCCUCAGACACCAUCCAGUGGUUCCAUUUGGGGUCCAAGAUUUAUAUAG